CAUGGCUGAAGCAAUUUGGGGAUCUGUACACUAGUUUCUGAUGACUUGGCAAUAGUUAGAACAGCCUUCUCUACAACGCCUAGUACUGGAUUUGGUGUCAGACAUCCGUGUGUACAAAGUCCUUGCCAAAACCUAAGUAAUGUAGGCUAGGGGUAAUUUUAUCAACACCUUAUUCCUCAGUGGUCCAGCCAAACAUUGCACACACCUAUAGACACUCCUUGCAAUGCUUCUUGGAUGAGAUAAUAACAGUUAUUAAUCUCUCUUCUCCCUCCCUCUCAGUGCCAGUCAUUCUACUCCGGGAGAUCCAUGGGUUCAAAACAGGAUCCAGGGUCAACCCGUUCCUACCACAAGUCCCAGUGGUGGUGACAGUGACAGCUCGAACCGGUCACGCCACGACUGCGGCUGAUUCUCCCAGCAGAAGACCACGGAUGGUCAUUACUCUGGAGCAUGGUAAAUUCAAGUGGACCAUCAGCAAGUACUACAGAGAGGUCCUGUCACUUCGUCGAGAGCUCAUGCCACUCAGAGACAAGCUGAAGAGAAGACUAAGUCGCAGGGACAUUCUCCCCACUCUUCUCAACCUUGAGGACUUGAAUGUCAGACAAGGGACUAGACUGAGAAAGCAAGUCCCGAAGGUGCAAGGAUUCCUGAAUGCUGUUGUGAGCAGCAGAACCUAUCGCUCUCACCCUGCCACUGCACGGUUUUUUGAAAUCAGCAGAAUCUCUUUCAUCAAGGACACUGGACCAAAGAAAAAAGAGGGUCUGCUAACAAAGAGGUCGGGAGGUCACAGAAGAACCGUAGACUGUUUCGGGUUCACUGCCUGUUUCAUCUGCCGCUGUUCAUUCUGGAGAAAGAGGUGGUUUGUGCUAAAAGAUUCCUACCUUGUCAUGAUCAGGUCUCACCAUUCAUCUGAGGCACGUCGCACACCAUUUCAGGAGUGCUGCUAUUUGACACUGGAAUGACUCUCAACUAUGGUCUUACUCAUGCUGGGAUAAGACAUGGUAUCAAGAUCUCCAACCAGUCCAGGGAUCUUCUUGUCAAGGCUCCAUCAAAACGAGUUAUGAAUGAGUGGGUGGCAGCCAUCGAGGUAGUGAUGGAGAGCACGGGAAAGAUCUGGGUGGAGCCAAACCUUUCUUCUCCUUUGCUCCUGAGCAUAGCAACACUCCUUCCAAGUGGUUAGUGAUCAUCAAUAUUUUCCUUUUUUCUUUCUUCCUCUACUUCACAUCUCUUCGUUUGCAUCCCCCAUUUUUCUCUCUUUCAUUUUCUUUUAUUUUUUCCUAUCUUCUCCGUCCGUUUCUCUCUCCCCAGGUAUGUGGAUGGACAGCAGUACAUGUCUGAUGUAGCUGAUGCCAUCCUGGCUGCCAAAGAUGAAAUAUACAUCACUGACUGGCAGUUUAGCCCCCACAUCCUUCUAAAGAGAGAAGGCAGUCACAAGAACAGACUGAAGUGGAGGCUGGACUACCUGCUCCUGAAGAAAGCGGGAGAGGGAGUGAGAGUGUUUCUCCAGGCCUACAAAGAACUGGAGCUGGCCAUUCAACUGGGCAGUGAGUAUGCCCAGAAACUGCUGAAGCACCCCAAUGUCGUGUUCUUGCGUCAUCCAGACGUCUUCAUAGCAGGUGUCCUACUGUGGGGUCAUCACGAGAAGAUUAUCAUAAUUGACCAGACCCUGGCAUUUGUGGGUGGGAUUGACCUUGCCUUUGGUCGCUGGGAUAACGAGUGUCACAUGAUCUCCGACCACCUCCCACCUCCGUCACCUGAGUCCAUUCCUCAGCACACACCUACUGAGCUGGUGCUGGAGGGAGAUGAAGAUGAGGGGCAGUACCAGCAGUGGAUUGGGAAGGAUUUCUACAACCCUUUCAUCAAGGACUUUGUUGAACUCAACAAGCCUUUCGAUGAGGGAUAUGAUCGUUCCAAGGAGCCAAGGAUGCCGUGGCAUGACAUAGCCUCUGCUGUGUAUGGCCCAGCAGCUAGAGAUGUCGCCAGACACUUCAUUCAGAGACACAACUUCACCAAGCGUGAACAAGAGGAAGGAGAGGAGGUGCCCUACCUGCUUCCCCGGAAGACAUUCUCCCAGUCAGAGGAGCAGGAGACUGGCUACCUCAGAGAUAUUCUGACUACUGCUGGACACACUCUCACUACCUCUGCUCAGAUGUUGAGGUCGGUGUGUGAGUGGUCAGCUGGAGUACCUCUGGAGCACUCCAUCAUGAAUGCCUGGAUCCAGGCCAUUGACAAGGCCGAGCACUUCAUAUUCAUCGAGCAACAAUUCUUCAUAUCGUCUCUGUUGAAAGAGAACAUCACCAACGGAGUGGCCGAAGCCCUCAGACUGAGGAUCGCGAGGGCCUACAGACAUGGACAGACCUUCAGAGUCAUCAUUGUCAUGCCUCUCCUCCCUUCAUUCCCUGCUGAGAAGUUUGGAGAGAAGGAGACAGCAGUUCUGGAGGCAGUUCUCCACUGGAACUACUACACUCUCUCACGAGGAGAGGACUCUCUCUUUGGAAGACUUCACAAGGAAGACAGGAUCCCGGAGGAUGAGAUAAAGAACUACAUAUCAGUGUAUGGUCUGAGGACCCACGGAGAGAUCAAUUGGACUCCUAAGUCAGAGAUUGUCUAUGUUCACAGCAAGCUGAUGGUGGUUGAUGACAGAAUCACCAUCAUUGGCUCAGCCAAUGUGAACGACAGAAGUAUGACUGGAGAGAGAGACUCUGAAGUAGCCAUUCGAUUUGAGGACAAAGAAAUGAUUGACGGUACCAUGAAUGGUCAGCCGUAUCAAGUUGGCAAGUUUUCGCACUCAAUUCGUGUCCACCUCUUCAAGGAGCACCUGGGUCUCUUGCCGAGUCAGCAGAAGGGCGGAGUCGAGUCUCCUUCCAGUGACAUCAGUGUUGAAGACCCAGCCUCUGAUGAGUUCUACCUCAACACCUGGAUGAAGGCUGCCAUCAACAACACCCAGCUAUACAAGCAGGUGUUUGGAGGAUCUAUGGUACCAACUGACGACACAGUUCACUACAAACAGCUGAAGCAAAUACAGGACCAACUCAGGAGUGGUGGAGGAGGACGUGGAGAGAGCUCGAGAGACUCUGCAGAAGAUCCAGGGACUUGUGGUGGAGCUCCCACUUCAUUUCCUGGAGGAGGAAGACCUCACUCCCGACUUUGACUACAUAAUCAGCCUUGCCCCUCACACCUUGUUUCAGUAGAAUCUGUAUCACAUUACUCUUCUAUGUGUAUAAUUAUAGAGUAUAUAUUUCUUCAUUUUAGAGCAAACUGUAUUAGCUACAUACUGUUGUGUUAGAGAAAAAGUCUAAAAGAGUAACUAAGUGAUCUCGUCUGUUUUAAAAUUGGUGUUUGUUGCUUCCUCUAAGCAGGAUAGUAGUAGAAUCCAUUGUCACAAGUGCUCUCGUCCAGAAUGCAAUCAGUACAUUGUCUGUGUGUAAAAUCCUUGCUCAGACAGGUUCUGAUGGAAUCCAAAACCUGGCGAUCACCUUACCCCCAUCCGUCUACAUUUCAGCACUGGUUUGACAUUCCACUCUGCCACAAAUGCAUCAACAAACUUCUCAACUCUGUAUGGAUGUGUUGUUGAUGGGACGAUGCCGUGUUUUGCAAGCACGUAUUGAUCGUAGUUCAUUUGAUGUUCAAACAGUUCCAGGACUGUCUGGAAAAAGUCAAACUCUCCUUGUAUGUGCUUCACUUCACAUGCACAUGUUCCAUGUGCCUCCCACUCGUGGCACCAGAAAUACUCGCUGCCCGAGAGGUGUUCGUGGCUGGUGCAGUUUGCAUACUUAUGCAGGGAAGGCCAGAACUUUUCUAGUUGUGUAGUCAGCGACUUUAUCUCUUCAAGGUUGAAUUCGUAAGAAGAAUUGCAGUAUUGUAGAUAGUGACUGCAGCCGUUUCUUGUUGGCCAUAAGCCAUGUAUUGUCAAGUUCAGAGAGCCACUUGCUGUGCAAUUCAUGCAGUUUUUCCCGUCAAUCAGAAGGCCAUCUGCUCCGGGACUCAGCUCCACGAACACGAAGAAAUCGAACUCUUGGCUCGCAACACUAAAAAUCCGAGCUAGCUUACUUGCUAGCUAAAUAUUGUAGAUUGGUUUGUAAGUUAUUAACUCGCCUUUGUUUCUGUUGGGCGUGGGUGCUCAGUCCCACUAUCAGGACGAGAAAUGCAACAGCCAACAUCACCGAGCGAGCGCAGUGCUCA
This is a messenger RNA of Geodia barretti, 4179 nucleotides long. NCBI's taxonomy places the organism in Eukaryota, Metazoa, Porifera, Demospongiae, Tetractinellida, Geodiidae. The record is from the annotation of a GenBank genome assembly.